GGUGUCCCUGGUCUCCGGCUGGUCAUCGAGAGCGCAGCGCCAAGGCGGCUCUGCAGAGGGCCGCCCCUCGCCCCCUGGGAUAGGGGAGAAGAGUCAGCGGGUUCCCUGUGAUAGCCUGGAGCAUAAAAGAUGACAACAGCAGCUCGGCCAACUUUUGAACCUGCAAGAGGUGGAAGAGGAAAAGGUGAGGGUGAUUUGAGCCAGCUCUCAAAGCAGUAUUCAAGCAGAGACCUACCCUCUCAUACAAAGAUAAAAUAUAGACAGACCACUCAGGAUGCCCCUGAAGAGGUUCGAAACCGUGACUUCAGGAGAGAGUUGGAAGAGAGAGAGCGAGCUGCUGCAAGAGAAAAAAACAGAGAUCGGCCAACCCGAGAACAUACAACCUCCUCUUCAGUGUCAAAGAAGCCCCGAUUGGACCAGAUUCCUGCUGCCAACCUUGAUGCAGAUGACCCCCUAACAGAUGAGGAGGAUGAAGAUGAAGAUUUUGAAGAGGAGAGUGAUGAUGACGACACUGCAGCUCUUCUUGCAGAGCUGGAAAAAAUUAAAAAAGAAAGAGCUGAAGAGCAGGCCAGGAAGGAACAAGAACAAAAGGCUGAAGAAGAAAGGAUUCGUAUGGAAAACAUUCUGAGUGGAAACCCUCUUCUUAAUCUCACUGGCCCAUCCCAGCCUCAGGCCAACUUCAAAGUUAAAAGAAGGUGGGAUGAUGAUGUUGUCUUCAAGAACUGUGCAAAAGGUGUAGAUGAUCAGAAGAAAGACAAAAGAUUUCUAAAUGAUACGCUUCGAUCUGAAUUUCACAAAAAGUUCAUGGAGAAAUACAUUAAAUAGUACAGUUUUAUGUGCUGAAUUGAAGGCUAUAACAUGUAAAUGAUCUGACUUCAUUUUGAUUUAUUUUUCCCUCCCCACCCAUGUCUAAAUUGUGUAUAGGCUUCCCUAAUUUUUAGUUCCAAAGUAUCUUUUCCUUUAUUGAUUAAUUACUUGGUAAGGACUUGGGAAUUGGUUUAACCCAGUUUCCAUCUCAAUAUUUCCAGUCAUGUGUUUUCUCUUAAAUAUGGGAAAAGAAACCUGCUUAUAACAAAUAUUUUUAAUAAUCUAAAUAGCCAAAUCUGUGUCCCCAACUUGUUUGUUGAAAUGUAUGCAGCUAAUAAAACAUUGCAUAUUU
Messenger RNA from Cervus elaphus (red deer), 1159 nucleotides. Its product is annotated as spliceosome-associated protein CWC15 homolog. Gene Ontology annotation, molecular function: RNA binding. Lineage: Eukaryota; Metazoa; Chordata; Mammalia; Artiodactyla; Cervidae. Bases 130 to 825 code for a protein of 231 amino acids. Gene Ontology annotation, cellular component: catalytic step 2 spliceosome. The record is from RefSeq and is a predicted model, not a curated record. Gene Ontology annotation, biological process: mRNA cis splicing, via spliceosome. The transcript has a single exon.